Molecule: messenger RNA, 4886 nt
Organism: Lepus europaeus (European hare)
Lineage: Eukaryota; Metazoa; Chordata; Mammalia; Lagomorpha; Leporidae
Gene: TMPPE
Product: transmembrane protein with metallophosphoesterase domain
Exons: 1
Coding region: 84-1433 (449 amino acids)
Molecular function (GO): hydrolase activity
Source: RefSeq, a predicted model, not a curated record
GACCUGGAAGCCUCCUCUUGGCCACUGACCAUUCUAAGGCCACCUGCACAGAAGUGGCGGGGGACCCUCUGGGAGCAGAGAAAAUGGUGAUCUUCAGGCAGCUGUCGCUGGGUGCCAAGGUGGCCCUGGCCGCGGCCACUGUCUUCAUAUCCAUGAUCGUCUCCCGUUCGUAUCUGGCAGACAGCCUUGAGCUCAGGGCCUGGCGCUGGCUCUUUCGCCUGCAGCUUGUCCUGUUUGUCAACUCCCUCAUGCUCAUUGGUUCCCUGUACAUCUGGCGUAGCAUAGUGAGCAGUCUCUGCCCGUCCCCGGGCGCAGGGUCCACUUGUUUCCAGCUUUGGAAGCUGACGGUAUUGGCAUUUCUGGCACUGGCUCAUUCGAGUUUCUUCACCAUGUUGUUCUUAGUGGCCGAGGAGCCCCACCCUUUCUCCUUGGCCGCCUACACCUGCCUGGGCGCUUACGUCUUCAUGCUGUUCUUCCUUUGCACCCUCAGCGGCUUGGAGCAGGCCUACCAGCUCCUGGCCUGGCGCCGCGGCCGGGUGGCCGGCAGCCUGGACAAGACAAGGAAGCUGGUGCUCAGGCCCGUCCUGGCCGUGAUGGUGACCACUGUGCUCAGUGUGGCCGGCCUUCUGAACGCCGCCCAGCCGCCGGCCGUGAAAACCGUGGAGUUGCCCAUCCGGCAGCUGCCGCCCUCCAUGAACAACCUCAGGGUUGUGCUCCUCUCCGACAUCCACCUGGGCCCCACGGUGGGCAGGACCAAGAUGGAGAUGUUCGUGAGGAUGGUGAACGUGCUGCAACCCGACCUCACGGUGAUCGUGGGAGACCUGUCCGACUCGGAGGCCGCGCUGCUGCGACCGGCCGUGGCUCCCCUGGGCCAGCUGCGCUCUCGCCUCGGCACCUACUUCGUCACGGGCAAUCACGAUUACUACACGCUGGAUGUCAACAGCUGGUUCGCUCUGCUGGGAUCCCUGCACGUGCGGCCCCUCCACAACGAGUACGUGAGGAUCUCCGCUGAGGGAGCCCGCCCUGCAGGGGAGGGAGAGCAGGGCGGGGACUGGAUCUGCCUGGCCGGCGUGGACGAUAUCGAAGCAGACAUGCUGCACUACGCGGGCCACGGCAUGGACCUGGACAAGGCCCUGGGGGGCUGCAGCCCAGACCACACCACCAUUUUGCUGGCGCACCAGCCGCUGGCAGUCAAGAGAGCCCUCCGGGAGCGGCCAGAUAUUAACCUGAUUCUGUCGGGUCACACCCAUGCUGGCCAGAUCUUCCCCUUGAAUGUGGUGGCCUAUCUCCUCAACCCCUUCUUUGCUGGUCUCUAUCAGGUGGCCCCAGCUACCUUUGUGUAUGUCAGCCCAGGCACGGGCCACUCUGGGAUACCUAUGAGGCUGGGGAGCCGGGCAGAGAUCACAGAGUUCAUCCUGCAGCGGGCUCCUUGAGCAGGCCCUGGCCCUGCCCUCGCCCUGGCCCUUGCCCUCACCCACUGCCCUUCUUCCCACUGGUUUGCCUGUUUGACCCACUCCAGCCCCUCCCAGCCAGCCCUGCUUACGCACACACACUGCACCUACCCAUGGACAGUGAUGUGGGUGGGGCUGCCUGGCAAGUUCAGUCUGGUUUAACUCUUUAAGUGGCUGUUCGCUUCUUGAUCUGCAUGUGUGGCGCCAGUGGGAGGGCUGCAGAAGCUGGUGGAAACAUGUAAUUUAAAGUGCAGUGUUCAUGAACCUUCCGAAGCCCCCCUUACCUGCGGGAACACACAUGUAACACCCAGGUGGUGUGGAGGGAGCCAGCCUACGGGGCACUGGCAAGGGGCACCUCCAAGGCGGGGUCUGGAAAUGGAGCUUCUUCCUCUUAGUGCUUUUCUUUAGGGUGCAGGUGGAUUCUAGAAGCUUCCAUCUACAAGGAAAGGGGCAGUGUUGCUGGCUGGGAGUAAGAGAGCAGAGAAGCUGAGAAGCCCCUCGGCUGUUGGAGAAAGGGCACUGGUGGUGUGAUGAGGUGUGCAGGAGGUUUGGGGCCAGAAGCCAGGCCACCUGCUUCUCACUAGGGAGUCUUCCCGCAGUCUGGUGAUUAAGGGACUUUAUGGGUUACAGGUGAGCCCAGGCCGCACAGGCAGUUGAGUGACUUGCUUGAGGCUGAUUGCAGCUUACUUGAAGGGGUUGCGGAGCCGGGCCCGGAGGGAGGGGCUGGUAGUGUGUAGGGCAGCUGCUGUGUUUGAAGAAGGAUCAGGAAACCGGAGACCCCUGCUGCUCCUGCCCCACCCCAGGAUGGGGUCUGGCUUUUUGAUUCAUUUUUUACUUGAAAGUCAGUUGGAGGGAGAGAGAGAUCUUCCAUCCACUAGUUCACUCAGAUGGUUGCAACAGCCGGGAUUGUGUUGGUCCAAAGCCAGGAGCUUCCUCCAGGCCUCUCACGUGAGUGGCAGGAGACCAAGCACCUGAGCCAUCUUCCACUGCUUUCCUAAGCCAUUAUCAGGGAGCUAGAUUGGGAGUGGAGCAGCCAGGACAUAAACCGGUGCCCGUACGGGGGAUGCCAGCAUCGCAGGCAGCUCAGCCCAUUAUGCCACACCUGCCCCAGGACAAGGUUUUUGUGGGGAGCUGAGGUUGACUCUAGCUGUGGGAGGUUGAGGCUUGCAUGGGGAGUGUCAGGCUCUGUGCCCAAGGUAGGACCUUGCAGGCUUCCCACCCAGGGCCAGGUGUGGAAUGCAGGGUUGUUCUUCCUGCAGGUGCCUGGCACCAUUAGAGAUGCCCUUGGGCCCUGGCCACCUGCUGGCCCCUAAGACCCUUGUCUGGAAUGAGCUGAACCUUGUCCCAGCCCUUGACCUUGGGACAACAAUAAGCCCUUCUAUUAGAAAAGGCCUCACCGAGAAGACCUAGGGCUUAGGCUUGCUGGUGGAUUCUUGCUAGGAGGUGCAGGGACGUGACCAAGGGGCUUUGUCCAACAGGGAACAACAGGUCUCAGCCUGCCUCGCGCUCGGAGCUGGGCAGCACUGAGCGAGUGACAUGACCUCCCUGAGCACUGGUUUCCAUGGCCCCUAAGUGGGGAGUAAGGGUUGCACCUCCCUCACAGUGGUUUUGUUGGAAGUUGCUAAGACAUGGAGCGUGAGUCUCCCAUGGCGCCGUGCACACAGUAAGCGCUCAGUGCCGUGUGAGCCUCUCACAUCGUGCUGGGGCUCGUGAAGGAACUUUCUUGGGACGCCGUGCAUCCGGGCAAUGUGCGUGGGCAGCCUGCCUCCCACUGCUGGGUCGGAGCAUUGUCAACAGCAGCUGCUGGGAGGUGCCUUGCUCUGCCCGUUUCCAUGUCACAGGCCUGGAGGAGAGGGUGUUUUCAUGUUUGCCUUGUCCUGAGCCUGGAGACCACCUAAUAAUAGGGCAUUCACAGUGGCCAGUGGCGCCUGCAGUGUGAAGGCUAGGGGAUGUCUGAGUUCAGGUUUGGGUGGCUUUCUGAUACUGCACCCAUCCCUGUAGAAUUUCAGAGUGAGGGAAAGGCCUCUGGAGAGUUGUUUUGCUUUUUUUUUUUUUUUUUUUGGACAAGCAGAGUGGACAGAGAGAGAGAGAGAGACAGAGAGAAAGGUCUUCCUUUUCCAUUGGUUCACCCCCCAAAUGGCCACUAUGGCCGGCGCACCAUGCUGAUCUGAAGCCAGGAGCCAGGUGCUUCUCCUGGUCUCCCAUGAGGUGCAGGGCCCAAGCACUUGGGCCAUCCUCCACUGCACUCCCGGGCCACAGCAGAGAGCUGGACUGGAAGAGGAGCAACCGGGACAGAAUUUGGCGCCCCGAUCGGGACUAGAACCUGGGGUGCCAGAGCCGCAGGUGGAGGAUUAGCCUAGUGAGCCAUGGCGCCAGCCUGGAGAGCCUUUUUCUGGGCACAUUCUGUAGGUGGAGGGAUUCCGGGAGGGAUAGAGGUGCCUUACUCAGUGGGCAGCCUGGCACUUGGCUCUCUGACUCCUUUCUCCAGGGCACUGCUCCGUGCCCAGCACUGCUUCCCAGCUCAGCCAGGCGCUCUUAACUUUCUUGCUCACGACCAGUUCUGGUUUUGGGGCAUUGUUCCUGCCUUUUCAGUUCUCUUUUUAUUUGGGAUUUCGUCAGAUGAAACUACUUGGUGCCAUUUCACUUCCCACCUCUCUGUAAUGACUUCAUCUUUGCCUCUCUCUCGAGGCCAUCAUUUUGGGGUCUUGUGUACCCUUUGCCCACCCUGAAGCCCUUGCUUGCCUGCUUGCUUUCUAUGAGCAGAAGGAAAAUGGGUCCAUCCUGUUGGACCCCAGACGCAGCUGUGACACCUGCUCGACCUGGUUUGUUCCCUGCCUUGCCAGGACAUUCUCCCAGCAGACAUUUCUCUACUACCCUCCAGACAUGAGGUCCUUUGUCUUUCUGUUCGGUGUUCUUAGUCUAUUUUCCUUUUGUCUGUUUAUGGCUGUGGGGGCAGUGAGAAGCACUUGAAGCUCCACCAUUCUUUCAAUUUCAUUUCUGUUUCUGUGUAGUCAUUUGUGCAUACCACAGGUUACAAUGUAACCCUUUUUAAAAAUCAAGAACUUGGGUGGUUUGAUACUGUUGUUACCAAAACUCAAGAUGUUCACCCUGCUGUCCUGUAGUUUGACUGUCCAUUCAUCCAUCCAUCCGUUCAUCCAUCUGUCCAUCUGUCUGUCCGUCCGUCCAUCCAUCCAUCCAUCCUCUUUCUUGCAUUUUGUUUGGUUUUUCUUACGCUCUGUAUUAAGUAUCCACUACAUAGAGAGGAUAGUGUUCCUGUCCUGUGCUCAUCACAUAGCCUCAGCAACUGAUUAUUCUGCUGUUCUUUCUCAUUGUUCCUGCUUCACACUUUGUGUGUGUGUGUGUGUGUGUGUGGCUGGAGUAGAUUAAAGCAAAUAUUAGCAUAAUUUCACCUCCAAAAUAUUUCAGUAUGAAUUU